Molecule: messenger RNA, 1812 nt
Organism: Jatropha curcas
Lineage: Eukaryota; Viridiplantae; Streptophyta; Magnoliopsida; Malpighiales; Euphorbiaceae
Gene: BAG1
Product: BCL-2-associated athanogene 1
Biological process (GO): protein stabilization
Cellular component (GO): cytoplasm
Molecular function (GO): adenyl-nucleotide exchange factor activity; protein-folding chaperone binding
Source: RefSeq, a predicted model, not a curated record
AGCUCAGUUAGCUGUCCACUCGUUUUUAUAUUCAUUUUCAAUUUCCUCUCUUUAUGUUUUUUUUCUCUUCUUCUACGAUAUCUCCAGAACAGCAAGUGAGAGAGGGGGAAUUAUUCCACAUUGAAAUCCCCAUAUUCUUAGAUUUUGACUCUAAAUUGAUUUUCCGUGUGCUUUCUUGGGAAAAAAUCGGGGUUUUGGCAGAUUCUCGAUUUUCCGGCUGCGUGUCAAACGAUUGAGCUCAGUUUUCUUGAAUUGCAAGAAUUGAAGAUUCAUUCAUUCAUUUAUGGCUGGAGUUUUUUCUUCUGAGUGACGCCAUUGAUUCUGUGAAGAAAGAGAAAAUAAAAGUAGCAGCUUGUAGACGUCACGCCCUGUCUAUCUACGUGGGCUAUUGGGUUCGACUCGUGUAAUGCUGAGAUUGGAGCUUUCUGAAACAGGGUCUCACAGUCUUCCUCUCAAAUGGGUAUAUUUGAUUUCUAACACAGAUCGUGAAGAAUCGCGGUUUCUGGAGAUCUGAGGCUUUUUUGACUGAAAAGUGUCAUAAAUUUUUGUAACCGACACAACCACAAGGGAUAGUCAAAAAAGAUAAAAAAAUAAAAUGAUGAGAAUGAAGACUAAACCGACAGGGCUGUCUACUAUGAAUGGCAGCUCAAGAGCUGGCGGCGGAGGCGGCGGCAACGAGUCUGGGCACGAGUGGGAGCUUAGACCGGGAGGAAUGCUGGUUCAGAAGCGAAACCCGAACUCCGAUCGGAGCUCCAUCCCUCCACCGACAAUAAGAGUUAGGGUUAAGUACGGGUCUGCGUAUCACCAAAUCAAUAUUAGCUCCCAAGCUACAUUCGGGGAGUUGAAAAAACUGUUGACAGGACCGACAGGACUGCACCAUCAAGACCAAAAGCUGAUAUUCAAAGACAAAGAGAGGGAUUCAAAUGCAUUUCUGGACAUUUCUGGAGUGAAAGACAAGUCCAAAAUUGUUCUUGUUGAGGACCCGAUUAGUCAAGAAAAACGUUUCCUUGAAAUGAGAAGAAACGCCAAAAUGGAAAAGGCUUCAAAAUCCAUCUCAGAAAUCAGCCUCGAAGUUGAUAGGCUCGCCGGCCAGGUGUCGGCUCUUGAGUCCGUAAUUACUAAAGGUGGGAAAGUAGCAGAGAAAGAUGUGCUUAAUUUGAUUGAGUUAUUGAUGAAUCAAUUGUUGAAAUUGGAUGGAAUUAUGGCCGAUGGAGAUGCGAAAUUACAAAGAAAAAUGCAGGUGAGAAGAGUUCAAAAAUAUGUAGAGACUUUAGACAUGUUGAAGAUGAAGAACUCCAUGCCAAAUGGCAAUGGAAACCACGUACCAAUAACGCAGCAGCAUCAACAACAAAAGCAUAAUAAUUCAAACGGACAGAAACCCAAUCACUAUCCUAAUGGCCCGAGGCUAAUGCCAAUAGAAGAAGAGCAAGCACAACACUUGGCUUCUGAACAGCAUUCCAAAUCAGGCACAGUUGUCGUUACUACGCAGUGGGAAACAUUUGAUUCUGCACCGCCAUUACUACCUGUGCCAUCAACUUCUAAUAAUUCAGACCACCAGCAACCUAAAUUCCCAUGGGAUUUCUUCAAUUAGUCUCUAUUACGAGUAGCUGUUGUUUCUUUAAAAUGUGUGUGGAUGUGAUUUGGAUUUGUCUCCAGUUGGUUUGUCAUCUUCUCCAUUCUUUGAUGUAUUUAGAUUUGUUAGCAACCCUCUCUGCCAACAAUUCAGUUCAGAAAUAAAUCAAUUGGGCUACUGCUAUAUUAUUAACUUGUCAUCAAACUGUUCAGUUUGCCAUUGUAUAUGGUUAUUGUUUC